This is a messenger RNA of Podarcis muralis (Common wall lizard), 5426 nucleotides long. RefSeq names its product C1q and TNF related 1 (gene C1QTNF1). Gene Ontology annotation, molecular function: protein binding. The record is from RefSeq and is a predicted model, not a curated record. Lineage: Eukaryota; Metazoa; Chordata; Lepidosauria; Squamata; Lacertidae.
AGGGAGGAGGGCUGGCGGCGUACAGCGUCUGCCCCUUUCUUUCCCUCUUUCUCUCUCUCUCUCUCUCUUGGUUUUCCACAAAGCGUCUUGCUGCCGGGAGCCUGAGAUCUGAAGGCUAGACACAGGGCUGCCAGGCUCUCCUCCUUUCUGCCCCACUAGCAAGGGGUGGCGGAAGCGUUUACUUGGAGGGGGAUGCUGUAGAAGACCAGAGGCAAAGGCAAGCAGUGGCUCUGGCAGCAGCCAGUCAUCCUGCCCCAAAGGGCCAAAAGCAAUGAAGAUAACACUGACACCAAGUGCCCUUUUGCUCAUCUGCCUGAUAAUCCAGGCGUAUUGCAAUGAGAAGGAUGCGGAGCAGAGGCCUGGAGCAGCAACACAGCCUCCGCCACCCCAGCAUCACACUUCCAGGCCCGAGAAUCACCAUGAGAAAUACAGCAAGCGGCCCAGAGGGUCAGAAUGCGUGCGAUGCUGCGAUCCUCCUGAGCGCAUUUCAGCAUACCCCAUGUACCAGCCCAUGCCUCAGAUCAACGUUACCAUCCUGAAAGGUGAGAAAGGGGACCGUGGUGAACGUGGCCCCCAAGGGAAGCUGGGCAAGGCUGGUUCUACGGGAAGCAGGGGCCAGGCAGGCCUCAAGGGGCAGAAGGGGAACAUAGGGGCCCCAGGGGAGCGGGCCAAGACCAACUAUGCUGCCUUUUCAGUGGGCCGAAGAAAACCCUUGCACAGCAACGACUACUACCAGACUCUUGUCUUUGACACCGAGUACGUGAACCUCUAUGGACACUUCAACAUGUUCAUGGGCAAGUUCUACUGCUAUGUGCCCGGCAUCUACUUCUUCAGUCUCAAUGUGCACACCUGGAACCAGAAGGAAACCUACCUGCACAUAAUGCACAAUGGGGCUGAGGCGGCCAUCUUGUACGCCCAGGCCAGCGACCGAAGCAUCAUGCAGAGCCAGAGCCUCAUGCUGGAGCUGCAGGACCAGGAUGAAAUCUGGGUGAGGCUCUUCAAGGGUGAGCGCGACAAUGCCGUCUUCAGCGAUGAAUACGAUACAUACGUUAUUUUCAGCGGGUACUUAAUCAAACCCAACUCUGAGCCUUGAAUCUGCUGAAAGAUGGACAAAAUAUGGCCAAUAACGUCACCUGGCUCUAACCUUGUACUGUUUCUCUACUUGCUGAUUUCUAACCCUACUUAUCUACCAUAACCCAGCCUUGACCUCUGAUAUGACCUUUAUCCUCAUCAAACAAUCACCCCACUUUCCCUGGACAAGGUUUUUCCCUGCUUCAAACCUCUGGUCCUUCUUUCUUCCCUCUGCCCACAAGUCUUAAGCCUUAAGUUGGCGUCAAUAUUCCCAGUCAGAUCGUCACACUAAUCUAACUUCUGCUCUUAUGGGACUGACUACCCAUGCACAAUCAUUCCCUCUGCUCUAAGACUGGGACUCACACCCUCCUAGAUAAUAAUGACACUUCUUCUAUGCAAGUGUCCUUAGACUGAUUUUCUUAUUUUAUUCUUGCUUUGCCAUUCUCAACCUUUGAAAACACAUGUCCUGCUAGAAUCCUCCCUUGCCCCUCCACAAAAUAUUUAAAACAGGAUUGCACAAUUUCUGUUCACGCUGACCUCAAGGCUUGGCCCUUUCUGUACUGUGUUCAUUAUCAAGAGGAAUUAAAAUUUUAAAAAGAAAGAAGGGGAAACAAACAGCAGUAAUAUGCAGAUAAUACGAAUAAUACCAGUAGAACACCAGCAGUUCCCAUUGUAGAUGCAGUGACUAUCAGAAGAGGAAUGUUAAACAUAUAAGAUGAUAGAAGCCUUCCAGAUGCCCAAGGAGGUAUCCACAUUGAAUUGGUGCUUAUAUGAAAUAACCAGGGCAGUGAAGACCUCAGACCACUGUGCAAUAGACAGCAUGUAUUUAUCCUUCCGGACUUGAAACAAAACCCACUUUUGUUGCCUGGUUCAGUCAUUCUUAGGAAGAUAGGAAUCUCUCUUAUAUGAAGUCAGACAACUGGUCAGUCUAGUUCAUUGCUACCUACACUGACUGGAAGCAGCUCUCCAGGGUUUCAGGAAGACGUCUCUCCACGACCUUCCCAGAGAUGCUUGAGACUGAACCUGGGAUCUGCAACCAAAGCAGCUGCUCCACCACCACCGGAUCUCACUACUAGAUCCCGGCUGGGCAAGGGCCUUAUCUAUUGUCCAUUGUUUAUGCCCAUUGUGGGGAAACCUCUGGUCUGUGGGCCCAGAAUCUCAGAACUGUAGAGUUGGGACCAUGAGGAACAUCUAGUCCAACCCCACGCAAUGCAGGAAUCUUCUGGCCCUGAGAUUAAGUGUCUCAAGCUCUGCCAACUGAGCUAUCCCUAAUGAGUUGUUCCGAAUGGCCCACUAGGCUGUUUAUUGACAAACAAUUUAAAAAAAAUAUUUUUGAUGUCAUCUGUUAAUCAGGCCCCUUCUAUUUGCUGUUGACCUCUGACGUUUAGGCUGUCAGUUUCAUUUCAGAUUUUAAGUCUCAAGAGUUUUCAGCAAUGCAACUGUGCCUCCUUCCAUGCUUCCUCUUCCCGGACCUUAUCAAUAUCCUUAAUCUGCUCUCUCCUUCCACCUCCUCCCUUGUUAUCUGUAAAUACCUCCUUCUCUAACCUUGGCAAAUAUUCUUCUCUUUACUCAGCGUGACACACAUUAGUGCCUGAACGCCCAGCCCUAUUCACUGAGCCAGUUUGGAAUACAUGGUGUGGUUUGCUGCAAAGGGCACUCGCCCUUUUCUUCCUGGAAAUAUGGGAGUUGGAGGUGCCAAUCCAUUCAGAUGCUUCCUGUCUAUACAUUUGCCCGUUUCUGGACUGCAUUCUGCAAACAGCUUAGCACCAAGGCAGCAGUAUUUCACCAAGUUCUAUCUUCCAUACCCCAAGCUGCCGUCUCAGUUCCUUGGCAUGAGGUUAGCCAUACACCAUGAGUGAAGUGAGCAGAGUUCAAUGGUUUACUGAACAAGGCUCUGUUGGUAUCCAAGCCUCCCUGCUGGACAGGGAAGGCCUGCAAUGUCUGGCCUGCCUCUACUGCCAGCAUCCUUGUUCCAGGCAGGCACAGUAAAAUAAGAAACCUGUCCCUGUAGAACAAAACAGGGAGAAAGCUAUACAAUUGUUUAGCAUUGAGCACCAUAGGGUCCUGUUAGCCGUGCAUUUAUUUUUGAGGAGUCUUUCCAAGCUGAACAAAUCCUCCUGUUCCUGCUGCAUUCUACUGCCACCAAACACUCCUGUGAGCAGUUGGGCCUGAGCACAUCUUUCAUAGUGAUGUGAAGGUCCGGGGGGGGGGGGGCGAAAUGGAAAACUGCAACAGCAAACAGGUUUUCCACCAAUUCUCUAUAUAUGUACACACACCUGUCCACAUCAGGACCUCGAGAGGGCAUUAGAGGGCUUGACCCCUUUACCCACUGCAGCAGACCCAAUCCAGAUCAGGGUCCCUGCUGCUAUUUGCAUGGGAAGGGAAACUUCCAUGGAUUCAAAAUGGUGAAAGCAAUUGCAGUUUCUGUUUCUGGCAGCCCCCAUCAUUUUUACUGGGCCUGACAGGAAGCUGCUAUGCCCUGCAGGCAUCCAGACCCAGAGUCUCUUGGCUAGGUCUGCUGAUUAGGCCUUCGACUUGGGGGAUGUGCGUUUUACGCCAUGUUUUACAUUUUUGUGCCAUGGAAUUCACUAAUUCUGCUUUUGCAUUAAACCUACAGAAGCAAUUAGAACAACUAAGCAAUACCUUGGCAAACCUUCCUUUUCAACUCUGCUCUUUCUCAUGUACAGGAAUUACAUUUUUACACAAGCACUCCACAACUCCUGGAAGGGCUGGUACCUUGUACCACAAAGGUAUGGUUUUGCAUAUGAGGAAAGAGACCCCAAGGGUUUUAAAUUAUGAGCCCGUGACUCAUAAAUUUAAAGCACAUACCCCCCCCCAAACAAUCAUGGGAACUUAGUUUCCCCCCUCAGCACUAUAAUUCCCAGCACCAAACUACAAUUCCCAGAACUCUUUGGUUGAGGAAAUGUGCUUUAAAUGUAUGGUGUGUACGCAGGCCUGCUGAGAACCACAGUUCCAAAUGAAUAAAAAUCGCAGCGAUUCUGUUGUGAAAUUCUCACACUAAUUUCUUUUUGUUUUUGGUGCUCUUAAAACAUGUGCAAGGAAGGUGUCCUCAGAACAUUGUCAACAUUGAAUGCGUAUCUUUCUAAUUUGGUAGCGUUAACUUCUCUGGCACAAUAAUUUGGAUCUCCCAACUCACCCCUGUCUCCUCCAUGCCUCGGCCUAGCCCUUGUUCAAACCAAACACACUGUCCAGAACACCCCUGCUGAACAUGUGUGUGGUGAGGUCACAUUCUUAGGGAAUGGGAGUGGGGAGGCCAGGAGAGAAAGAUGGGGGAGAGGUGGGGAAGGAACUGGCCACCAAGCGGAUGUGCUAAUACUAUUAUUGGCAGAAGUGCUGUGGAACCAGGAAAGGAUGAAGUCACUUGCUUAGCAGCCAAGGGAAACAUUCUGAGGGACAGGCCUUCAUGGUCAGCUUCUGAGUCCCAUGCCCAGAGUGGCACCUGUUAACAAAGCACAGAGCUCACCCAGAAUACCAUGCUAUUUCUGAGGGACAGCCUGGCUUUGCCAUCAUGGGCAGACAGCUUUGCUGACGAGUCUAGUGACACCGUAACACACAGUUAUUUCACGCACAGCAUGCCUUUUCUCAAUAGCUUCUCUGCUGAACAAAACAGGCUUGGCAAAUGCUUAUUUUGAGCCGGAGCUCACCUAGGAACAGGAUAUUUUCAUAUCACUCAUUAGUUGGGAUUCAUUUUUCUCUGCAACCGUAGAUAACCUGAAGGGAAUAAUACUUCUGAGCAGGCUCAGAGUGCAUGCUCCUCUUAAGUCACCACAGCCAGCCUCCAUAAUUUUGGAAACCUGUGAAGUGCUUAGACUUUGUCAAUCAGAGCUAUGUCCCAGAAUGCCACUUUCCACAAAUUAAGCGUGGUAUCCUUCCCCCCACCAACUUCCGCCUUCUCCUCUGAGAGCCGGUUGCUUGUAUGUUGUGACAGCUUGGGCUGUGGCUUUAUGUUUUUCAUGCUCUCCCCUAACUCUGUGAAUGCUACCAGACUGCACCCUGGACACCAUAUAGACAACCUCAAUAGCAUCAUGGCAGGGAUAAGCACUGCUUUGACUUCCCAGUUGUUUGUGCUGCAUCCUCAGUUAGGAAUGCCUUUGUAAUCUUGUUCUGCCUGCCUUCAAAAUAGCUCCCACCUAAGACCUAAAUGUUAAUGAUCCCAUUGGUAGCCAUCAAUUUAAUCAAAGACCAAUGGUUAACAAUAUGUAUACACGCCUCCCAGAGAAGCCAUGGAUCCAAAAUAAAAAAGGAACAAGCAAACAAGUAGAAGCUGUAUAUAUUUUGCCCUUUUCUUCCUCUAUUGUGAUAAAUGGUUGAAUAAUAAACAUAUCUAUCUGUCU